This is a messenger RNA of Funneliformis geosporum, 1629 nucleotides long. The record is from the annotation of a GenBank genome assembly. Lineage: Eukaryota; Fungi; Glomeromycota; Glomeromycetes; Glomerales; Glomeraceae.
AUGGAUUAUAAAGUCCCCGCACAUAUAGAAAUCGAUACUUAUUUUUCUACUAAUCCGGUAUCCGAAUGGCAUCGUCUCAAUGCUUAUAUGAAUUCCAAAUUAGGGACCAGCCCACUUUCGACAGCGCCAGAUUUAUAUAGGUCCUUUCAUAGAUCAUUGGCUAUAGUUGAGAAAAAUGAGGCUGGCAGUUAUCCUAAAUACAUUGUGGAAUAUGCAAAAAAGCUAAAGACAGCUGUCAAGUCGAAAAAAAUUUUUUUCAUUGAACUAGCCGAGAAGAUUAUUGAUCGCAUUGAUCGACGGGAAUUAAUGAGAGAAAAUAAUAUUGAUAUUUGUGAAAAACAGACCGUGCGGGAUCAAGCAUCUAAGUCAAAAGCAUUGGACGAUAUAACAAAUGCAAUUACUGGAAAGCGUAAAAGAGAUAGUAAUGACAAUUAUGAGAAUGAGCUUAAUGAAGAAAUGGUCAAAGAAAAUUAUGCUACUUCUGCAAGAGAACCCAGUAAUGACUUCGCAAUUUCCUCAUUCGGUAUUGAAGUGAGCUCUAAACAAAUACUUACAUGGGACCAUGUAAUACCAAAAAUGGAAAUAAAAGAAAACUCUUUGAAAGAUUGGAUAAAUGAAGGGCACAAUUUUUCCGAAGAUUUUCGGCAAUUUCAGAAGUUUAUCAUUGAGAAACUAAAAGUCAAUCCGAUUUUAAGCUAUGUAACCGAUUGUGAAUCCAUAAUCGCCUUAUCAAGCAUAAUGAUAUUAAGAAAGAACCAAAAACCAGCUUAUGUCUCAUGUACCGAUAACGAGUGGCGGAUGACGUUUCCACGCAUUACCUAUAAAUUCAAGAUGCCAGCUCUUGUUCAAUCCACUCAUAUAAUGAGAGGUGAAUUGGCCGAAUUUGAAGAGCUGUGGCGAUUGAACUGGAGCAAAGUGUCUUUAUUGGAUGAUCAAGACGAUAAGAGGAUAUUCGAUUCAGUGCAGAUUAUAACACGUAAUUUCUUUUACAAUUUACCAUAUGGCAAAAAAAAGAAUCAAUCAGAUGAAGACACCUACGCACAUAGAACUUGUCACGUAAUCUUGGAAGAGAUUUUCCGUGUCGAAACUAUGCAACUUGUAUGGGCAAACGGAGAGAGUAGUUCAUCUAAAAAUCAAUGUUCAGGGGAUUCUGAUACCCAUGGGUUAAAGCCCGAUUUUCGCUUAAUUUGUAAAGAUGAAAAUGAGAGUGAAAUUCUAUUUGGAGAGAUUAAGCCACCGAAAGUAGAAAAUCACAAGUCCAUUGCAAAUCAUGCACUUGCAAAAUUGGCUACUCUCAUGAAGAGUGCAUUAGACAUAGGGAUUCAUGAUGAAACGUAUGGUGUACUAAUUAAUGGAAACAGGAUUGAGUUUUGGAGGAUCACUUUAGAAUAUGAUGGCUUAUACCAGCUUGUCUCUCUAGUCGAAAUGACUUUUCCUACUGAGGCGGCGGAAUUUCUUGUAAUCAUAUCUGCCAUAGAAAGAUGUUAUGAAUUAAGAGAGCUUGUUCUCGAAACUGAUAGAAAGGGUAACUCCCACCUGAACGACAAUUAUCAGCGUGAUUCAAACUAUAGUCCUAUGAAGACAAAAGUUCCCGUUAUCAAUAUUCAAACAUCUGGUCAUUCAGAAUGA